Quercus robur (English oak) is the source of this 3054-nucleotide messenger RNA. Its product is annotated as probable disease resistance protein At5g66900. Gene Ontology annotation, biological process: defense response to fungus. The record is from RefSeq and is a predicted model, not a curated record. Gene Ontology annotation, molecular function: ADP binding. The transcript is spliced from 5 exons. NCBI's taxonomy places the organism in Eukaryota, Viridiplantae, Streptophyta, Magnoliopsida, Fagales, Fagaceae. The coding region runs from base 405 to 2777 and encodes 790 amino acids.
AAGAAGUCAAUGUGUUCAAACUGGGAAACUUCCAGGUUCGUGGCAUGAAACUACAUGCACAAUUGCAGAAAAAAGUAUAAAUCUGUUACUUGGUUUAGUCUUUUAUUUAUACCCCUAUGAUUGUUUUCCAGGGAAGAAGCAUACAUUCUUCUUUCAUCUCAAAUGGCUUUACUUUGAUCCUCUGCUCCGUUUCCUUAUCAGCACAGGGUAACUGAUCAGAAGAAACAGGAGAUAGAGAUCUAAAUUGGUAUCCAAUUUUUUUAUUUAUUUAAAUCUAUUUGGCCUAUUCCUUGAUAUGUAGUGUGUUUGUUUCUUAACUAGUUUCCAAAGAUCUUGCAUACAGAAUCUUUGGUUUCUUUUCUUUUGUCAUUUUGGAGGUUUGAGUUAGUUUGCAAAGCAAAGCUAUGGCAUCAUUGGUAGGAGGGGCUGCUCUGGGGGCAGUGUUUGGAGAGCUAGUUAAUGUGUUGCAUGACACAUUUAAGAGUGUUGGAAGCGAUGCCCUUAUGUUCAAGUCAAUUCUUAAACGCCUCAAACGCAGUCUAGAUCUUAUAGAUCCAGUGGUUAAAGACAUAACACGAUUGAACGAAAUACUUGAUCACCGAGAAGAGGAAACAAAGAGCUUGAUCGAAGAUAUGAGGAAGGCCAAGGAGCUCAUUGGCAUGUUGGACAACCAAGAGUUGGACUCCUCUUUCGAGAAAGAACUUGCAGAGUUGAAUGAGUCCAUUGCGACAUUCUUUCAGUUUCAUAUCCCAGCUCAGAACAGAAGGGAUAUAUUGCAGAUUUUGGAGAAGCAGAAUUUUCUUUGCGAGCGAAUGGAGUCGCUAGCGAUUAAAAGUGGGGCAACGUGUGUUGUUGCUCCACCCCUGGGUUUUACUAUCGGGAUGGAUCUGCCUUUGAUGGCGUUGAAUGAUGAGAGGCAGCAGAUUCUAAUAAUUCUAUGGACUACCCCUGCAGGAUGCGGAAAGACCACACUGGUGAAAAUGCUUGGUCAUGGCCAGGAAAUUAAAGGAAAAUUUAAGUACAACAAAUUUUUGGUCCACUUUUCUAAAAAUUUCAACCUGACGACCAUUGCGCAAAGACUUUAUCAAUUUAUAAGUGAUCAGGUGCCCGAGUUCCAAAGUGAUGAAGAUGAAAUCAACCAGCUAUGGGAAGGAGUGGCCAAAAUUGGAUCAAAAUGUAAAUUUUUGAUCUUGGAUGAUGUUUGGUCUGAAUCAGAAUUCUGUCUUAAGGAGUUUAUGUCUGAUAUUCCAAAUUACAAUAUUCUGGUGACCUCAAGAACUGCACUUCCAGGAUUUAGCUUUACAUAUUACUUAAAUCCGUUAAAUGAUGACCAUGCAACGAUGCUGCUUCAUCACUCAGCAUCUCUGCUACAUGAGAGUUCUAACAUUCCUGUUGAAGCCAUCAACAAGAUAGUGAGAGGCUGUAGCAGGUUCCCACUGGCGCUCAAAGUGAUUAGUGGAUUACUCAAUGAGAAACCUGAAUUUUCAGAUCACGAGGUCAUCUUCAAAGAAUAUUUAAUGGAUCUAGGUUCAUUUCCUGAAGACCAAAGGAUCCCUGGUCCUGCCAUUAUUGAUAUGUGGGCAGAAUCAUAUAAACUAGUUGAAGUUGGCAACAAUGCCAUUCACAAUUUACAGAAAAUCCCCACCCGGAAUCUGGCUAAUCUUGUGAGGAAAAGACUAGACAUGUCACCAUUCAAGAAAGCAGCUGUGAAAGGAGGCAGUUCCAAAGGGAAGGAACCCGUCAUUGAUGUUGAUGAUUACCCACCUCAAACAAAAGAGACUCGUUCUUCAUCAAAGAGAUUUGAUCCCAACAAGUUCAGAUCCUAUGCAGCCUAUCAGUCUCAUGAGAAUUAUUUUCAAAAUGCUACACCAUUACUAGAAAGAACUGUGGAUCAAUCAUCACUUCAUGACACUGACAUUCCGAAAUGGUUUGCUCACAAGGACUGGAAUUACCUUCUCUCUGAUCUGGAUGACGCGUAUGAAGAUUUGGUAAAGGAAUUUUAUGCCAACGCGAUUGUGGAAGAAGAUGAACUUAAGUGCUGGGUUAGGAAAAAAAGCUUUUCGGUCUCUCCUGCAUAUUUGGCAGAAAUCCUUCACAUCAACAGACCAAUAUUCCGACACUCACCGGUUUAUGAUGAUCUUUGUCCUGAUGAGGAGCUUCUCAAAGAAAGUCUUGGACAAGACUUGGAGUUCUCACCCAAUGGAAAAUCCAUCAGUGUUUCCUCUCUUCCUCCAAAACUGAGAGUGCUUACAAUUGUGAUGUUUCACAAUUUGUACCCUUUAUCAAGCACUGGGUAUAUGAACCUCGGACGUGCUUUGUUUCUUCAUGAUCUAAUCUCUGAUGUAAAAAUCGACAUCUGUGCUCAUAUCUUUCAUGUUCUGCGCAAAACGGUUCUACGAACUGAGUCUCGAACAUGCAUUCCUUUCUGCUGUCUCAUUUCAAGGAUCUUGAAGCUCAAGGGAAUUUAUCCAACGACAGAUGAAUCUCCUCUCUCGAAACCGAGUCCAAUCAACAUGCGUACAUUCAAUGCAAGCAUUGGACAUAGUCGGAAGGGAGCCAAACCAGAAACUUCUACAUCUCACAGUGGCUCUCAUUUCAGCACUCUCUCCCUUGAUGAAAAACUUGAUCACAUUGUAUCCUCUGUACACGAGUUGAAUACAAAGAUGUCCGGACUCACAUCUACUUUACACCAUCACAGCACUCGAUGGGAUAUGAAGUUUACUUCACUUCAAACUCAAUUGGAUCAAAUUCAGAGAAAGCUGGAAGAGGAUGCAUAGCCUAUUCCAUGACAAAAAGGGGGAGUGUUAGGCUUGAUCAGAGGGGGAGGAUAUUACCUAAGGGGGAGUGUCUUUGCAUUCUUCUUCAGUUUAAGUUGAUAUAUUGUGUUUUAUAAACUGUUAUUUUGUGUUUUGUACCCAUGUGCUUAUGUAAGCUUUUAGGGUUAAUGUUUUUAUGCAUAUUAUGUAGGCUUUAUGGUUUGUACCUUGCUUAAUGCAGCCUUUUAUGCUAUGUUGAAAUCAGUACUUCUAUCUAAAUGUCUUGCAUUUUGAUUUA